AAGCGGACAGUUUCCAUACCGGAUUUAUUGUGGGUGCAGCAUAAGUGCAGUGCUGUGCGACGAAGUAGUAUGAAACCUUACAGGAAGACAGUAAGUUAGAUUGAGAUAUCCAGGAUCACUCAAAACUAAAUGUCUUCAUAGCUCCAAUUCUUUGACUGUGUUACCAUCUCUUCAAAUACAGAUGCCAAGAUGACUGUCGAGUACCAUGCCUCUACAGCGACAAACAUGGACAUCGAGGACAGCAAAAUUGGCUACAAACAGUUUUUCAUGGAUGGCAGCAAGCUCCGCUAUUCAGUUUUUGCGUUGAGAAACAGCCCUUACAGGGUUGCCACGGUUUGCCUCGGGCUCCUGUGUGUUCUCCUGUUGGCUGGUGUCAUAGGUCAGAGCGUCCACUAUCAAAAAGUACAGCAAGACCAUCACAACAACAUGAAAGCCAUGAGUAAUGUGAACGAGAACCUACAGGAAAACCUGAAGUCAGCGCAGAAAGAGAAACAGAAUCUGGAAGCCAAUCGGAAUCUGCUACGGCAAAAUUUCGAAACUUUAUCUAGAAGGAAAGACCAAAUAGAGACAAAUAACAAUUUGCUGUCUGAUGAAAGUGACAAACUAAAGCUCAGCCAAAGCCAGUUACAGACCACCAAUGUUGCUUUAAACAAACAGAUUGAACAGCUCAGAGCCAGUAAAAACCUGUUGGAUACUAAUAGCAAUGUCUUGUCUGCAGCUAAAGACUUGUUACAAACACAGUAUAAUUCAAUGCUCAAACGCAAAAAUGAGUUACAGGUCAAUUAUGACUUGGUGACCAAGGAGAGGGACAAUUUACAGAACAAAUUCAACAAUGUAACCCGAUCCAGAGAGAGGCUACAGAUGAGUUACAAUGACUUGAUCAAGGACGUAGAACAUUUGCAGGACAGAUUCAACUUCUCCAGCAGUGAAAAAGACAAGCUAGCGGGCAGUCACCAGAACGUGACGGCAGAGAGAGACGCUCUGCAGGCCAAUUUGGACACACUUAAAAAGGCGGCAGACAAGUUGCGGGCCAGUUACGCGUCGUUGGCUCGGGAGAAAAAGGAGCUCGAAAGCGAUUGCAGCAAUGUGACGGCGGAGAGAGAACUGCUGACAGUGCAAGUCAACAACCUGACUGCCGAGAGAGACUAUCUCCAGGGUGAGGUGGGCAGAAUCAACAUCACCAUGCAAGCUAAAAAGUGUCCCGCUGGCUGGCAGAAGUUCGAGUACAGCUGCUACUACAGUUCAGCUGGCAAGAAAACCUGGAAGCAAAGCAGAGACUACUGUCAAAGCAAAGGAGCAGACCUGGCAAUCAUUAAAAGUCAAAGUGAAAUGAACUUCAUCAAUGGCUUGUAUGGAGCUGACCAAGAAGUCUGGAUUGGAUUGACUGACGAUGGGGUAGAAGGGCAGUGGAAAUGGGUGGACGGGACGCCACUGAACUUAACUUUCUGGGGCUCAGGCCAGCCCAACAGCUAUAACGGGAGGGAACAGGACUGUGUGGAGUUCUGGCACCGUGCCUCGGGGAAAGGCGAAUGGAAUGACGAGAACUGUAAAUUAGAGCAAAACUGGAUCUGUGAGAUGUAGUGUUCAGGGAGCCUGAACAGGUGUACAGAGCUUUGGUUUAUGCCCUGGCACUAAUGACCAUUAUGUAAUACCAGUGUAGCAUAUACUGCAUAUACUGUUUGCUAAGAAUCCUAUAUAUACCAUUUUACACGCACACUUACACAGCAUUAAAAUGUAAGGUUUUGCAGGGAUUGAUAUCAUCUGAAGUUGCUGUAGAUGUAGCAGACAGCUGGUCGAAGAAGGGCAGACACAGGUUGAUGUUAGUAGCUUGGAGCAAACUGUUUGGGUAAUUUGGAACCAGUUUGGUUAAAGGCUGGACUGAGAUUUCCACACAUAACUGUACUCACUGCACAAGCAAUUCUGUGUAAUAAGUAAUUUGUGUGUAUCUUAUGAUUUACUAUUUGCAAAAUGAUGCUUUAAAGAGAUGAUUUAUGAUUAGUACCGUUUUUGACUAAUUAAUGCAUUUGCUAUGAACUGUCCUCAUAAACUAUUAGUUUACUGACGUUGGCUAUUUUGUUCUGAAUCGUCAUUGCUUCACGUAUAACUAGUAGGGCAUCAAUACAUGCAUAACAUCUGGAAUAUUUCAGCAGUAAAUAUACUGUAUUACUGUAGUACUGCAUUAUUAAAAAUUCAUUGAGCUUUACUCAUGAAAAGCUACAUGUGACAAAAAACUUUGUGCCUACAAUUCAAAUUAAUUCCCUAAACUUAUUUUAUAUUCUAAAUGAACCCAUCUUAAAUAUUAAUUCAUGUAAACAAAUACAACCAACUGAUUGCUAGUAAAAUAGUUUGUAUAAUUGAGUCACAUUCUGAGUUCUGCAGCGUGUUCAAGAACCUCGGACGUUGCAGGGAAAGCUGUAGAUAUUAUACGCUUAAUCUUUUAAGGUUAUGUCAUCUUUCGAAAGUUGUUUAUAUGAUUUUGAGAAAACAAGAAUAUCACUAUAUGAAUCAAAAUGAAUAAAGAGAAUCCUAUUACA
Messenger RNA from Scophthalmus maximus (turbot), 2534 nucleotides. RefSeq names its product C-type lectin domain family 4 member M. The transcript is spliced from 7 exons. The record is from RefSeq and is a predicted model, not a curated record. NCBI's taxonomy places the organism in Eukaryota, Metazoa, Chordata, Actinopteri, Pleuronectiformes, Scophthalmidae. Gene Ontology annotation, molecular function: signaling receptor activity. The coding region runs from base 190 to 1581 and encodes 463 amino acids.